AUGUCUGAUUUUAAUUCUCAAUACAACACGAACUCGACACUUUGGGGGAUUUUAGAAAAUGAACAACCACAAUAUUAUGAAACAAGUAUAUCUGAUAAUUCUCAAUCUUUUUACUUUGAAGAGGAUAAUGAAACUUCACCCGUAGAUCAGAUCAAUGAAAAUCAAAAACGUUCAAAUCCAUAUAUGCAUUCGGGAGGCUUUGAUGAUCACGAAAGGGCUGUUAAAAUGGCUAAGCUUGAUGAAUCAGAAUUAUCAACAUACGGUGGAUCAGAAUUAUUAAAUUAUAGAGAUCCAAAUUUAUCUUCGUGUGAAUCGGAUUUAUCAUUAUAUGGUGAUCAAGGUUUGUCAUCAUAUAGUGAUCAGGGAUUGUUUACGUAUGGCGGUCAAAAUUUUUUGUCAUCAUAUGAAGAGCCAGGGUUGCCUAGCUUUGAUUAUCUUUUUGCGCCUUUCACAUCUUUGUAUAAACAAGAUGAUAUUGACGGUCAACUACCUUUACAAGAUAAUAUUAGACCAUAUAUUAUUGAUGAACAACUACCUUCGCAAGAAAUUGAUGAACAACUACCUUUACAAGAGAUUAAGCCGUGUAAUAUUGUUGAACAACCAUCUUUACAAAUGGUCGAACAGUAUGAAAUUAAUAAGCAACCAUCCUUACAAGUAGCUAAACAAUACGUGGUUGAAGAGCAAGCGACUACUUUACAAGAUAAUCAGUAUGAAGCAAAAGAACAAGCUUCUUUACAAGAUAAUCAGUAUGAAGCAAAAGAACAAGCUUCUUUACAAGAUAUUAAACCGCAUGAAGUUGAAGAUCAACCAUCUUUAAAUAUGAUUAAACAGUAUGAUAUUAGUGAUCAAUCUCCAUUACGAGAGGUUAAAGGGUUUGAAUUAAAUGACAAAUCACCUUUACAAGAAAUUUCUCAAUACGAUGUUAAUGGUCAAUUAUCUUUACAAGAUAUUAAAUUAUACGAUGUUAAUGAUCAAUUAUCUUUACAAGGAGCUAAGCAACAUGAAAUUGAUGAACAAUCGUCUUUACAAGAUAUUAAACCGUAUGUGAUUGAAGAAAAAUCAUCAUCUCAAGAUAUUAAACCGUAUUCCUUACAAAAUCUUAAAUGUGAAGUUGUUGAACAAUCUUUACAAGAUAUUAAACCGUCUCUGCAAGAUAUUAAGCCUUUAAUUUCAUCUUUAAAUUUAUCUCAACAUUCUUUAUUUAGUCCCAAUCGUACCCCUUUAUUUUCCACUGUUAAUAAUCCCAUAUUUCCCGCUGUUAAUACAAUUCAAAAUCCAAAUAACAUUUUAUCUCAAAACAAUAUUACUCCUUUACCAUCCAAUGUUAAUAGCAAUUUAUUAUUCAAUUUAAACAAUUCUCCUUUACCUAAUGAAACCAAACCAAAUAUAUUCGAAAACAGACCAGGAACUUAUUCAAAAUCUAUAAAUAUUCAAGAUCUUUUGGAGAUGAUACCUCUGGAUGAAUCUAAUAAGACUCCUGUUUCUGAAGCAAUGCGUAAAAUAAAUGCUCGUAAAGGAAUUGUUCCUGGUUUAUCCAUACAAUUAAUGAAUCAUCAAGUAAUCGGUGUUUCUUGGAUGGUGGAUCAAGAAAUAAAAGAUAAAGUUAGAGGUGUUGCUCCAACAGCUCUUAUUUAUCAAUGGAAAAGCGAAAUUUUAAGUAAAACUGACCAAGGUCUAUUUGAAGUAUAUGUAUAUCAUGGUCAGAAUAAAGCGAGUUAUCAUAAUUUAAAAAAAUAUGACAUUGUAAUUACAACCUACCAAACUCUCCUUCGUGAAUGUCCCGAAACUGAUGAUGGUGAUAAGGGUUCUUUGUUUAGAAUGAAUUGGUAUAGAGUGGUUUUGGACGAGGCUCAAAAUAUUAAAAAUCGUAACUCACGUGCGAGUAAGGCAUGCGCUUUGUUAAUGAGCAAUUAUCGAUGGUGUUUAACUGGAACUCCAAUUCAAAAUCACAUCGAUGAUCUUUAUCCUUAUUUCCGCUUUCUCGAUAUUUCAAAUUUUUCGGAGUGGCAACUGUUUCAUGAACAAUUUAGCUCUGCAUCACCAAGAGCUAUUCAAAGAGCGCAAACUGUUCUUCGUGGAUUCCUUCUGCGUAGGACCAAAGAUUCUAAAUUGGACGGAAAACCACUGUUGAUUCUUCCCGAAAAAACUGUGUCUUUUGUUAAACAAGAUUUUUCACGAGAUGAAAGAGAAUUUUAUGACGCUCUCGAAAAACGAUCAAGGAUAGAGUUUAAUCGCUAUCUAAAAGAAGGCUCCGUUUUGAAGAAUUAUGCGUAUAUUCUUGUGAUGUUGUUGCGUUUACGUCAGGCAUGCAAUCAUCCAUUUUUGACACAAGAAGAUAUCGGGCACGUUAUUACAUCGGCUGAUGACUCUAGAAUGUCACAUAGUUCAUCUUCAAAUUCUUAUUCCCAUGAGAAAGAUAUACCUAGUCAACUUGAACGAGCUAAAAAACUUUUUUCUGAUAAAGUUAUUACUCGACUGUUUGAAAAAUAUAAAGAUAGUAAUCCUAACGAUGAUUGUCCAAUUUGUUACGAUAUCUUAGAAGUGUUUAUUCCACCUGUAAAAAAUGAACUACAUGAUGAUGACGACGACGUUGAACUUCCUACACUGGACGAAGUCAUUUCAAGUUCUUUUAGUGGAUCCGAUGAUAUCUUAUUCUCUUCUAAAAAAGAUGAUUCCGAAAAAAACGUUGAUCUUGCUAAUAUUAGUGGAACCAACAAUAAAUUUGCUAACGCACCUGUAGGUUUAUUCUUGUCUUCUACGAAAAUUGAUCAAUUAAUGAAAGAAUUAGCUCUUGCGCAACAAGAAGACCCUGGAUGUAAAACGAUUGUUUUCUCACAAUGGACUUCAAUGCUGGAUUUAGUCGAAAAACCUAUUAGAGACGUCGGAUACAAAUUUUGCAGGUAUGACGGUACUAUGGAUGUUAAGGAACGUGAUAAUUCUUUACAAAAAUUGAUACAAGAUGCUGAAGUUACUAUUAUGCUUGUUUCUUUGAAAGCUGGUGGUGUUGGUUUAAAUCUCACCAAAGCGAAUAGGGUUAUUAUGCUUGAUUGUUGGUGGAAUCCAGAUCAAGCGGUCGAUCGAGUUCAUCGUAUUGGACAAUUUAAGAAAGUUAUUAUAAAGCGACUGACUAUAAAGGACUCCAUUGAAGAUCGUAUUUUAGUUCUUCAGGAUAAAAAGCGAGAGUUAGCUGCAGGCGCUUUAGGAGAAGGAAGCAUUAAAGUCGGAAGAUUGACAGUAGAGGAUUUAAUAUUUCUUUUCCGUUAG
Messenger RNA from Dentiscutata erythropus, 3264 nucleotides. Lineage: Eukaryota; Fungi; Glomeromycota; Glomeromycetes; Diversisporales; Gigasporaceae. The record is from the annotation of a GenBank genome assembly.